Molecule: messenger RNA, 1788 nt
Organism: Manihot esculenta (cassava)
Lineage: Eukaryota; Viridiplantae; Streptophyta; Magnoliopsida; Malpighiales; Euphorbiaceae
Product: beta-glucosidase 13
Exons: 13
Coding region: 42-1607 (521 amino acids)
Biological process (GO): carbohydrate metabolic process
Molecular function (GO): beta-glucosidase activity
Source: RefSeq, a predicted model, not a curated record
ACACAAGCACUUGAAAUCAUAUUAAUAUAUCGAUCAUUGUUAUGGCUAUAGCUUCUAAGCUCUCUCCUCAGCUGAUAAGGAUGCUCAUCUUCUUCCUCAUAAGCUUGUUGGCUCUUACAAAACCAGCAAAGGCAGAUGAUGUUGAUGACAUCCCAAAGAAUUUUAAUCGUAGUUAUUUUCCAGAUGACUUCAUUUUUGGAACAGCCACUUCUGCCUAUCAGAUCGAAGGGGCAGCAAAUAUAUCAGGCAAAGGACCUAGUGUCUGGGACACGUUUACGCAUGAGUAUCCUGAGAGAAUAAGGGAUAAAAGCAAUGGAGACAUGGCAGUUGAUUUCUAUCAUCGCUAUCAAGAAGAUAUACAAAACGUGAAGAAUAUGGGUUUUAAUGCUUUUAGAUUUUCCAUAUCGUGGUCCAGAGUUAUCCCUAGUGGAAGGAGACGGGAGGGGAUAAACGAGGAAGGGAUUGAAUUCUACAAUAGAGUUAUUAAUGAAACUAUAAAACAAGGUCUACAACCUUUUGUUACUAUUUUUCAUUGGGAUACUCCUCAAGCUCUAGAGGAUAAAUAUGGAGGUUUUUUAAGUCGUAAUAUUGUGAGAGAUUAUCGUGAAUAUGCUGAUCUUCUCUUUGAAAGAUUCGGUGAUCGAGUGAAGCAUUGGAUGACUUUUAAUGAACCAUGGGCUCUUAGUGGAUUUGCUUAUGAUGAUGGAGUUUUCGCUCCUGGUCGAUGCUCAUCUUGGGUGAAUAAUCAAUGUCGUGCUGGAAACUCAGCUACUGAACCUUAUAUAGUUGCUCAUAAUUUGCUACUUUCACAUUCCGCCGUUGUAAAUAUAUAUAGAAAAAAUUACCAGAAAAUUCAAAAUGGCAAGAUUGGAAUAACGCUCUUCACCUUCUGGUUUGAACCUCUCUCCAAUAGAAUUUCUGAUAUAGAAGCUUCAAGAACAGCCAUGGACUUUAUGUUUGGAUUGUGGAUGGAUCCUUUAACUUAUGGUCGAUAUCCAAGAUCUGUGCAAGAUUUAAUUGGAGAUAAACUAAUUAGCUUUUCUGAUGAAGAAACUCAGUUGCUUAGAGGGUCAUACGAUUUUAUCGGAUUACAAUACUACACUUCAUAUUAUGCGAAACCAAAUGCUUCAAUUGAUUCGGAUCGUAUAAGAUAUAAAACCGAUAGUAACAUCACUGAAACUCCUUAUGAUUAUGAUGGCAAUCUCAUUGGUCCACAGGCUUACUCACCUUGGUUUUAUAUUUAUCCAAAUGGUAUACGCCAUUUAUUGAACUACACCAAAGAUAGAUAUAACAAUCCAGUAAUUUAUAUUACUGAAAAUGGAGUCGAUAAUCUUAAUGAUGAAACUCAAUCUAUUGAGGAAGCACUUAAAGAUGAAUUCAGAAUAGACUAUUAUCGAAAGCAUAUAUGGAAUACAUUGGGAUCUCUCAGGGAUUACAAUGUUAAUGUUAAAGGAUACUUUGCUUGGUCAUACUUAGACAAUUUCGAAUGGAAUAUUGGUUAUACUUCAAGAUUUGGUCUAUACUAUGUCGAUUACAAAAAUAAUCUUACAAGAAUCGCUAAAAACUCAGCUAUUUGGUUCACGAAAUUCCUCAAUCCAUCAAACUAGAGUCAUGGGAGAUUAGAGAUAUUAUACAUUUUUUUGUUUGCAUUAUUCUUUUUAUAAUUUGGAAUUCAAUUAAUUACAUAGCAUGUCUUGUAACAAAAUUUUGGUGAUGCCUUGAAUUCCAGGCAUGCCUUCUUGUAAUUCUUUGGUUCUAUCUUUCAAUAAAUAUUAUACAUUAUCCUUC